Molecule: messenger RNA, 4789 nt
Organism: Salmo salar (Atlantic salmon)
Lineage: Eukaryota; Metazoa; Chordata; Actinopteri; Salmoniformes; Salmonidae
Source: RefSeq, a predicted model, not a curated record
UUUUGGAUUGUCUGGCAGGGUGACGGUCUCACUGAUGUUAUUGAUACAGUCGAAUUGAUUCUCCCAGAUCAUCUCAUACUUAUGAUAACCACUGCGUUGUCCACAUGGACUCAUUAUUUCCUUAUGACUGGUCCGUAAACCAACUUGCACAGUUGUAAACACAAACCCCCAUCCAGCUGUAAGCGCUGUUGUGUGUUUCUGAGUUCGUCGCCACUAGAAACCAAUGAGUUUUGUAAGAUUCGUUGACUAGAACACGGAAGUAGGGUUGGGGAUGAGUUAGUUUUGAUUUUGAACAUUAUUUUUUUUGGGGGGUGGAAGUAAAGAAAGAUCACUGAACUCAGGACCAGUCGGGGGCUCUUUGAUACCAAAGACUCCAUAUCCACUCCUUGCUGUGUGAAAAGUGAAUGUGAUCAGGAGGACCCACAUCAAGAAGCCAUACGAGCUGAACACCCAACUCUCAGUCCGCUGAAAUAUGUCUAAACUACAGUCGUUUCGUGUGUUUUUAAAUGAUCGUUUAACGGCGGCUGCUGUGGAGAUUUUCGGGGAAGUUGAGAAAACGGUAGUGAAAUACCAGGAGGAGAAUGAUCGGCUACGGAGACUGCUGCGGAGGACACCAAAGAUACAACUAUCUCGAAUAGACUCCCUGCAGCUCUCUGUCUCUGAAGAGGAGGUUCCCCCUGAGCAGCAGGAGUGGAGCCCCAGUCUGGGGCAGAAGGACCCAGAGACCACACAGAUUAAAGAGGAACAGGAGGAAGUCAGGACCAAUCAGGAGGAAGAGCAGUUUCAAGGGCUCGUUGAUACCAGAGACUCCACAUUCACUCCUUCCUGUGUGAAAAGUGAAUGUGAUCAGAUGGACCAACAUCAAGAAGCCAUACUAGCUGAAAACCCAACUCUCAGUCCACUGAAAACGUCUAAACUACAGUCGUUUCGUGUGUUGUUAAAUGAAUGUUUAACGGCAUCUGCUGCUGUGGAGAUUCUUGGUGCGGUUGAGGAAACUGUAGUAGAGUACCAGGAAGAGAAUGAUCUGCUACGGAGACUGCUGGGGAGGACACCAGAGAUAAAACUAUGUAGAAUAGACUCCCUGAAGUUCUCUGUCUCUGAAGAGGAGGUUCCCCCUGAGCAGCAGCACUGUGAGCGGGAGUGGAGCCCCAGUCUGGGGCAGGAGGACCCAGAAACCACACAGAUUAAAGUGGAACAGGAGGAAGUCAGGACCAGUCAGGAGGAAGAGCAGCUUCAAGGGCUCUUUGAUACCAAAGACUCCAUAUUCACUACUUCCUGUGUGAAAAGUGAACGUGAUCAGGAGGACCCACUUCAGUCCUUGACUCUUCCCCAAAACCAGACUGUGGAGAACAGAGAGCGUGAAUCUGAACCAGUGGAUCCUAAACCUUUUGGCACUGUGACCCACAUAAGGGGUAUGGACAUUCCCUGUGACCCUCCAGAUAAUCAGAACAAUGCCUCAGCCAUAAGCAGCAACCCAGUAGGACUUGACAGCAGCCCACCAUUGGAUCCCAGCCCACCAUUGGAUCCCAGUCCACUAUUGGAGAAACACUGUUCCAAACCCAGCACCACAGCUAGAAGAACUCACCACUGCCGUGACUGUGGUGAAACGUUUGCUCUGAAAGCUGACCUGCAGAGACAUGUGACUCUCACCAAGAAGAGACCCAGUGAAUGCUGCUUCUGCAAACAACGCUACAACUCUACCUGUAAACUGAAGGCCCAUGUCCGACUCUGUCACGGUGGGAAACCCUGUAUCUGCCCUGUUUGUGGCAAGACCUUCAAACUCAAAGGAGAUCUGUCCAAUCACAUGAGGAUUCACACAGGAGAGAAGCAAUUUAUCUGUGGUGACUGUGGGAAAAGCUUCAAUCGCACGGAUUUCCUAACCAGGCAUAAACUGACUCACACAGGAGAGAAGCCAUUCACCUGUGGUGACUGUGGGAAAAGCUUCAAUCGCAAGGAGACCUUAACUACGCACAAACUGACUCACAGCAGAGAGAAACCAUAUAGCUGUGGUGACUGUGGGAAAAGUUUCAAUCGGAAGGUGAGCCUAACUGAACAUAAACUGACUCGCACAGGAGAGAAACCAUUUAGCUGUGGCGACUGUGGGAAAAGCUUCAUUCGGAAGGUGAGCCUAACUGAACAUAAAUUGACUCACACAGGAGAGAAACCAUUUGUCUGUGGUGACUGUGGGAAAAGCUUCAAUCGGAAGGGGCACCUAACUGAACAUCAACUGACUCACACAGGAGAGAAACCAUUUAGCUGUGGUGAUUGUGGGAAGAGCUUUAUUCAGAACAGGGCACUAAAUAGACAUAUACUGACUCACACAGGAGAGAAAUCAUUUAGCUGUGGUGACUGCGGGAAGAGCUUUAGUCAGAAGUGGGACCUAAGGAGACAUAUACUGACUCACACACGAGAGAAACCAUUUAGCUGUGGUGACUGUGGGAGAAGUUUCAAUCGCAAGCAGACCUUAACUACGCACAAACUGACUCACACCAGAGAGACACCAUUUAGCUGUGGUGACUGUGGAAAAAGAUUCAUUCAGAAGGGGGUUCUAAUGAGGCAUAUACUGACACACACAGGAGAGAAACCAUUUAGCUGCGGUGACUGCGGGAAGAGCUUUAUUCUGAAGGGGGACCUAAGGAGACAUAUGCUGAUUCACACAGGAGAGAAACCAUUUACCUGUGGUGACUGCGGGAAAAGCUUCAAUCGCAAGCAGACCUUAACUACGCACAAACUGACUCACACCAGAGAGAAAUCAUGUAGCUGUGGUGAUUGUGGGAAAAGCUUCAAUCGGAAACAACAUGGCUGCUCAGUCUGUGAUAAAAUAUUAAUUCAGAAGACUAAUCUGCUGACACGUGAAAAACAUCCACAAAGAAAGUAAAUGAGGACACAGAGAGGGGACUAAGAGAGUAUUGAGAUACACCUGUGGACCAACUCUAACUGGUCCUCCUGAUCCUGCUCAGUCCAAUGUCACAGUAAUGAUAUAAUGGGGCUGUUGUCUGAACCUGACAGGUAAUGUUGCUGCUCUUUGUGUAUGAAAUGGACAAUCUGCAGUUCAGACAACCACCACUUUUUAGGUGAACAACUGAGGGAUGGGGUUGGAGAGUUGUGAACAUUCAAUGUCGUAGUCAGAUAUGGAUACAAGAUGUCCAGAUGUAAUGUAGGAUUCCCAAUAGGUGGCCCGUUGGUUGAUUUUAUUUGGCCCCAAGUUUUCUGAGCAAAACAAGAUAAUCUAUAGAAUAUUAGUAUUUAUUUCUUAUUCAUUGUUGGACAUUUUAAAAAUGUAUUUAGGGAAUAUGUUCCCAAGUAUUCGCACAUGUAAAUAGAUUUACAGUAUCAGUCAAAAGUUUGGAUACACCUGCUCAUUCAAGGGUUUUUCUUUAUUUUAACUAUUUUCUACAUUAUAGAAUAAUAGUGAAAACAAACUAUGAAAUAACACAUAUGGAGUCAUGUAGUAACCAAAAGUGUUAAACAAAUCAAAAUAUGUAAUAUUUUAGUUUCUUCAAAGUAGCCACCCAGAUGUAUCCGAUCUCAAGAAAUUGUACAAAACAUCCCCCUUAUAUAAUCAAUGUGAGCAUUACAUAAUUAGGGGAGUAGUGAUUGGAUAAGGGGAAUGUUUUGUAACCAGGGGAGUAGUGAUUGGAUAAGGGGGAUGUUUUGUAACUAGGGGAGUAGUGAUUGGAUAAGGGGGAUAUUUUGUAACCAGGGGAGUAGUGAUUGUAGAAGGGGAUGUUUUGUAACUAGGGGAGUAGUGAUUGGAUAAGGGGAUGUUUUGUAACCAGGGGAGUAGUGAUUGGAUAAGGGAGAUGUUUUGUAACUAGGGGAGUAGUGAUUGCAUUAGGGGGAUGUUUUGUAACUAGGGGAGUAGUGAUUGGAUAAGGGAUGGAACUAGGGGAGUAGUGAUUGGAUAAGGGAGAUGUUUUGUAACUAGGGGAGUAGUGAUUGCAUUAGUGGGAUGUUUUGUAACUAGGGGAGUAGUGAUUGGAUAAGGGGAUGUUUUGUAACUAGGGGAGUAGUGAUUGGAUUAGGGGGUAUUCCCUUAUUCCCUUCACAUUUUCAAACAGUACAAUUUAUAUUUUCAAUGGGGCUAUACAUUUGGGUGAGUUUUUUUUCUCACCUGAGUAGAGUCGUUUCACUGCCAAAAAUAAAAUUAAACCAUCUAGUGUUCAGUGAAAGAACAACACAAUGUCAACUACAGGUAGCCUAGUGAAAUAAUGAACAUCCAAUCACAUUAACCGUUACUCGGAAACCUUCACUCUUGUGCAGAUAUUUAGAAAUGAAACAUGACAAUUUGAAAAAUAAGCUGCAGGAGUUUUUUGAGCGAGAAUAAAGAUGACUUUCGAGUAGUAAGACAUGUAUAAAAGCAACAGAUACCAUUAAUAAGGUCCCGUUUGGCUCAGUUGGUAGAGCAUGGUGUUUGCAAUGCCAGGGUUGUGGGUUCGAUUCCCACGGGGGACCAGUACGGAGAAAAAAAAAAUGUAUGAAAUGUGUGCAUUCACUACUGUGAGUCGCUCUGGAUAAGAGCGUCUGCUAAAUGACUAAAAUGUAAAUGUAAUAAGAAGGGGCUAGAAGCGUCUUGUAUGGUGAGUGGCUAGGACAGACAAGCCCCAUGCUAUUGUGGAGGACUUAAUUCUUCCUGCUGCCGCGGAUAUGGCUGGGACAAUGCUGGGGGAAAAGGCCCACAAAACUAUACAGACAAUGUCUUCAUCAAACAACACUGUUUCACGACGCAUCAGUGACAUGGCAGGAGAUGUUUUGAAACAAUUGCUGCUUCGCAUACAAGCCAGUGAAU